This is a messenger RNA of Anopheles merus, 1443 nucleotides long. RefSeq lists its product as uncharacterized. The record is from RefSeq and is a predicted model, not a curated record. The transcript has 3 exons. Lineage: Eukaryota; Metazoa; Arthropoda; Insecta; Diptera; Culicidae. The coding region runs from base 1 to 1443 and encodes 480 amino acids.
AUGGAAAAGAAAAUCAAGGCAGUGCAGCUGAAGAAGAGGAUCGCCGUGGAAAAUAUAAAGUCGCUGGAACGGUUCCAGGCAGAAUACUCUACCGAUGAUGCCAAGCAGAUUCCAGAGGCGUUAGAGGAUUUAGAGAAACAUAAGGAAGGGUUCUUCGCCGCGGUUUCCAAACUGGAAGAGCUCGACGACAGUGACACAAUGAUCGAAGCUUGCAUCAUGGAAAGGAUCGACAUCGAGGAACGCUGCCGCAAGCUGAAAUCUUUUCUUCGAGAGCAUCAACCGAAGGAAGAAGGUUCCCUUAACGAGACGACAGGUUUGGCAUCAUCUACGCUUGCGUUUGGUCGACCUCACGCGCCAAACCUACGCCUGCCAAAAAUUGAGCUGCCAACGUUCGAUGGAGACCAAACAAAAUGGCUUUCGUUCCGUGAUCGGUUUAUAGCCAUGAUCGACGCUUCUGCCGAGCUACCGUCUAUCGCCAAACUGCAAUACCUGCUUUCUUCGCUCAAGGGGGAUGCAGCAUUACCCUUCGAACACACACCUCUAACGGCAGACAAUUAUUCAGUGACGUGGGCAGCACUUUUAAAACGGUACGAUAAUUCUCGUCUGCUAAUACGUGAGUAUUAUCGUAAAUUGCACUAUCUUCCCGGAGUGCAAUCGGUGUGCGUGGACAAGCUAACCCACUUGGUGGAUGAGUUCACCCGUUUCGUCAACGGACUGGUGAAGCUCAAGGAACCGGUCGAUUCAUGGGACACACCACUAUCCAACAUGCUCCUCAUGAAACUGGAUCGUGAAACGUUAUUAUUAGCUUGGGAAAAACACUCCGUGCACUUCACCAAGGAUAAGUACAAGGAUAAGAUUGCAUUCGUGCAAGAUCGAAUCCAGAUCCUUAAAUCGACCAACAAUUUUUUCGAUUCAACAGCCCAAGUGUCCGUUAGAGUGCGCAGAAGCUCACCCAUUACGCAGCUGUCCAGUUUUUAUCGGCAAGGAGGUUCAGCACCGCCGGUAAACGUCGUCUCAUCGAAGCGGUUGUGCUGGAACUGCCUAAGCAGCACACAUCAAGUCAGAGCGUGCAAAUCUGACUAUUCGUGUCGUACGUGUCGUGAACGCCAUCACACUCUCCUGCAUCACACGCCACCUAGAACGGUCACAAUGGCAGCACAUUCUGACGAGGACAAAGUGUUUUUGGAAACAGCAAACGUCCAGGUCAAGGACGAUUACGGCAAUCUCUUCGAGGCAAGGGCCUUACUCGACUCCGGUUCCAUGUCGAAUUUCAUAUCCGAUGAUACAGCAAGUGAAGGGUUCGAUCGUCGCAACGGUGCAGUCGAAAACUCAAUCCUUUGCUACGGAGAUGGCUUUUCUGGUAUUGGAAACGCCAUCAGCUCACAUCCCCACUUCACCUACGGACAUCUCAUCGUGGAAAAUGCCGGACGUGGCAUUAGCUGA